AAGUGACGUCAGCAGACGCAGAGCGGCGCGGCGGGAGAUUUGAAUCCGCGAGGCGGCGGCAGGUCGGGGGGUCUCGGGCGUGACGUCACGGCGCGAGCGGCAGGGUGAUGUCAUAGCGGGGGGCCCUCUCGUCAUGCCCCGCCCCAAACCCACCGCCCCCCGGCGCCGCCGCGUCCCCGCGCCCCCCCCGCCCCCCCCGCCCCCGCCAACGCCCAGACGGCCCCGCAGACGCCGGCCGGGUGAGCGGGCGCUGCAGGAGAUCCGUCGGUACCAGAGCAGCACCCGCCUGCUGCUGCGCCCGGGGCCCUUCGUGCGCCUGGUGCGGGAGAUCUGUCUGCUCUUCACCCGGGGGGUCGACUACCGGUGGCAGCGCAUGGCGCUGGUGGCCCUGCAGGAGGUGGCGGAGGCGUUUGCGGUGCGGCUGCUGGAGGACGCCCACCUCUGCGCCCUGCACGCCCGGCGCGUCACCCUCUACCCCAAGGACCUGCAGCUGGCGCGGCGCCUGCGGGGCGUGGAGUAGGGGGCGUCUGGGGGGACCCCCCCCAAAAUGGGACCCCCCCAGUGGGAACCCCCCAAUGAGACCCCUCCCAAUGGGACCCCCCGGGAUCCCCCCAUGGGACCCCCCGAUGGGACACCCUCCCCGUGGGAUCCCCCCUUGGGAACCCCCAAAUGUGACCCCCCCGUGGGACACCCCCCCCCAUGGGACCCCCCCCUCGGGAACCCCCCGACAGGAUCCCCCCCCCCCCCAAACACGACCCCGCCC
Messenger RNA from Grus americana (Whooping crane), 763 nucleotides. RefSeq names its product centromere protein A (gene CENPA). Bases 134 to 520 code for a protein of 128 amino acids. NCBI's taxonomy places the organism in Eukaryota, Metazoa, Chordata, Aves, Gruiformes, Gruidae. Gene Ontology annotation, molecular function: DNA binding; protein heterodimerization activity; structural constituent of chromatin. The record is from RefSeq and is a predicted model, not a curated record. Gene Ontology annotation, cellular component: nucleosome. The transcript is spliced from 4 exons.